GCACAACGCCGAUUGCUUGUUUCUCUCGCGAGAUCUGACAACAUCGCGUGUGAAGGAAAAAACAAGAUGGCGUCCCAUCCGUCCGCCGUAAAACCAUAACAAGAAGACAAGGUUGCGUUUGAUGGAGAAUACAUUAUUGUGUAUAUAACACUUCUGUGUUUUAACCAGUGCGUACAUGUACUCACAUAUGAUGUUUAAUAGAGCAAACAUCGUUAAUAAUUGUUUGUAUUCUGAUACCUUAGUUUGAGCGCACUUCGAAGCUCCUCGUGUUAGCUUAGCAUGCUAGUUAGCUUAGCUUGUUAGCUGCUAACAAAGACACGCGGAAGUAAUCAACGCAUCGCUAAGCAGAGAUCAUGUCUCAGUGUAAAGUGUUGUGAUUGUGUGAAAAAUGUGCGAAAGAACGAUAGCUGACUACGCGGAGGAAGAACUUUGUCCAACAAAGGAGAAGGAGCGACAACAUCAACUACUGGACGCUGUUUUCAACAGACAUCAAGUUGUGUUACACAGAACAGAACUCCAGCAGCCCCCCCAAAUUAAAGAGGAAGAGGAGGAUCCACAGCCCCCCCACAUUAAAGAGGAAGAGGAGGAAUGUCGGAUCACUCGGGAGGGAGAGUGUCUUCUAGGGCAGGAGGAAGCUGAUCUCACCAAGUUUCCACUGACUGUUGUCUCUGUGAAGACUGAAGAGCAUGAAGACAAACCACCUGAGUCCUCACAGCUUCAUCACAGUCCAAACAUCCAGCAGCUGAUUGGACAUCAAGAAGAACGUGUUCCUCAACUGCAGGGGGGGAGCUUCACUUUAAAACAGGAGAGUCCACAGCGCCCCCAUUUUAAAGAGGAAGAUGAGGAGCCGCAGCCCCGCCAUUUUAAAGAGGACAUCAAUGAUCCACAGCCCUCUUGUAUUAAAGACGACGAGGAGGAGCUACAACCUCACGUUAAAAAGGACGACAAGGAGCCACAACCCUCUUUUGUUAAAGAGGAAGAGGAGGAAUGUUGGACCACUCAGGAGGGAGAGUGUCUUCUAGGGCAGGAGGAGGAUGAUCUCACCAAGUUUCCACUGACUGUUGUCUCUGUGAAGCCUGAAGAGCAUGAAGACAAACCACCUGAGUCCUCACAGCUUCAUCACACUCCAGGUGAAGAGAACAGAAGGGCGGAGCCUCCAAGCAGCAGCUCAACACAACACAUGACAACAGAAGCUGAUGGAGACCACUGUGGAGGAUCACAAGCAGACAAGCUCUUAGCUCCACUAUCAGAUAGUGAGGACACGUCAUCACAGGUUAAUGUAAAUAUGGAAUCGCACAUUAGAACACAAACAGUAGAAAAACCUUUUAGUUGUUCAGUUUGUGGUAAAAAAUUCUCUCUCACCAGUAAUAUGAAAUCCCACAUGAGAACGCACACAGGAGAAAAACCGUUCAGUUGUACAGUUUGUGGGAAACGAUUCUCUGACAGAAGUAACAUUCUAACACACAUGAGAACGCACACAGGAGAAAAACCUUUCAAAUGUACAGUUUGUGGUAAAAGCUUCUAUGACAGGAGUAAUAUUCAAACACACAUGAGAACUCACACAGGAGAAAAACCUUUCAGCUGUUCGGCGUGCGCCAAAAGAUUUUCCGUCAAUAGUAGCAUGCAAAGACACAUGAGAACGCACACAGGAGAAAAACCUUACAGUUGUUCAGUGUGCACCAAAAGAUUCUGUGACAAACGUAGCAUGCAUAGACACAUGAGAACGCACACAGGAGAAAAACCUUUCAGCUGUUCAGUGUGCACUAAAAGAUUCUCUGUCCAUAGUAACAUGCAAAGACACAUGAAAACGCACACCGGAGAAUAACUUUUUUAUUUUUUUUAUUUUUCAGAAGUUCUCUUUGAAUAGUGACUAAAGGUCUAUUGAAGGACUUCUCUAAAGUCUGGACUCUGGUCCAGAUUAGCCAGUCAGGACCCAGCCCGUCCACCUUAUUUUAUGAAUUAUAAAUCAUUGUCUGGUUCCCACAAAGUACGAGUUAAAAAUAAAUCAAUACAUGUUUUUCCAUUGUUAAAAUACAUUGUUUAUAGAAAUGAUUCACAGUGAUUUACAAUUUGUCCAACGUUACAUGUUUCAAACCAAAAAUAUAACAAGAACAUAAUUAUCAAAAUCUAUACAUUUUUCUUCACAAAUACAAAUUAUAUUGAAUCAAUCAAUCAAUCAAUCGAAUAAAAAAAAAAUCCAAUAAAACAGGCCAAAAGAAGCAAAUAACUAUUUGCAGCCAGUAUUUGUAGAAUAUAUAAACAUUGAUAGCUCAUGUUAGCUAUUUAAAUCACUAUUAUUUGGUAUCAACACACAAAACUAAUGCGCAUGCACGUCUUACGUACUAUGCGUACGUCCUUAAAGGAGAACUGCACCUUUUUUUUUUUUAAUUCACCCUAUUGUUCACAAUCAUGAGAGACAAGAACACAUGUCCUUUUAAAAGUAUAUAUAUUUUAAAGAUGGCAAAAAAAUUAUUUGGUAAUGAGAGUCAAUGAUGUAGCCUUCAAAGCCUCUAAAACAUCUUUAAAACCCUCUACCAACGUUCUGUAUACACACUGCAAGUAUAUAUAUUAUGUAGUAACAGGCACGUUCAUAACAAUAUGCAAUAUGUACAUUAUUUACCAUAUUUUGGUCAUUUUAACCAGGCAGCACGGUGGUACAGGGGUUAGUGCAUGUGCCUCACAAUACGAAGGUCCUGAGUAGUCCUGAGUUCAAUCCCUGGCUCGGGAUCUUUCUGUGUGGAGUUUGCAUGUUCUCCCCGUGACUGCGUGGGUUCCCUCCGGGUACUCCGGCUUCCUCCCACCUCCAAAGACAUGCACCUUGGGAUAGGCACCUCCAAAGACAUGCACCUGGGGAUAGGCCCCUCCCACCUCCAAAGACAUGCACCUGGGGAUAGGUUGAUUGGCAACACCAAAUGGUCCCUAGUGUGUGAAUGUGAGUGUGAAUGUUGUCUGUCUAUCUGUGUUGGCCAUGCAAUGAGGUGGCGACUUGUCCAGGGUGUAUCCCGCCUUCCGCCCGAAUGCAGCUGAGAUAGGCUCCAGCACCCCCCCGCGACCCGAAAAGGGACAAGCGGUAGAAAAUGGAUGGAUGGAUGAAUGGUCAUUUUAAUCAAUACCGGGACUUCUUCCCCGAUUUAUUUCCGUUUCCACUUCCGGCAACAAAUGUGUUCCCACUUCCUGAAACAAACGCGAGUGUAUUCUAAUCAUGGCAGACUUGGUAACAGACCACGGAGAUGACUAUUUUUGGACAAACGAGCAAACACAACCUUAUCUUUUUGUAGCUGAAUAUACGGAGGAUGAACUGCUGCUUAUAAAAGCGGGCGCGAAGAAGAGGGAGCUGAGGGAGUGAGGUCGGUGCGACUUGGUCAUGUUGCAAAUCUAGAACUUUGAGCCAAGCUAUGCCAAAUUAAGGGGGUGCUUACCCAAAUCAACUGGAAACGUCCCCGGCCAGCUUGACCAAAAGGACAACAGUCCAUUGGUGGAGUGGUUAAGAUGACUCUGUGGUAAAAAGUAUGUAUUUUUAGGUGAAACAGAAACUAAGAGAGUUAAAAGGAUUAUUGCGCCUGUUGAAAGGGAGACAAAGUAAACUGUUUCAGUUUGUUUACUUUGCUUAAAUGUGCACAUGUUCAAUGCUAACACACACAAUGUAUCCUAAUGUGCCAUUUUGCUCAUUAGCUCUUAUGUUGGUCAUUGGACCCACGGUGUCGGAUGUAAAUAAAAGACCAUUUGACCAUCA
Molecule: messenger RNA, 3733 nt
Organism: Entelurus aequoreus (snake pipefish)
Lineage: Eukaryota; Metazoa; Chordata; Actinopteri; Syngnathiformes; Syngnathidae
Product: zinc finger protein 771-like
Exons: 3
Coding region: 389-1825 (478 amino acids)
Biological process (GO): regulation of transcription by RNA polymerase II
Cellular component (GO): nucleus
Molecular function (GO): DNA-binding transcription activator activity, RNA polymerase II-specific; RNA polymerase II cis-regulatory region sequence-specific DNA binding
Source: RefSeq, a predicted model, not a curated record